AUGAAUGACAUCAUGAAGACCCAAGCAACUUUUGGCCACGAUAAACCCUUUGGAGGAAAGGAAGUUGUUUUGGGUGGGGACUUUCGACAGAUUCUGCCAGUAAUUUUGAAAGGAAGUAGAUCAGAAAUCAUUUCUUCUUCUGUGAAUUCAUCAUACCUAUGGAAGCAUUGUAAAGUAAUGAAGUUAACUACCAACAUGAGAUUACAACAAGCAGGGUCCUCUUCUUCAUCCUUGGGGAUCAAAGAAUUUGCGGAUUGGCUUCUUCAAGUGGGUGAUGGCACGGUUAAGCCAAUCGAUGAGGAUGAUUCUAUUAUAGAAAUUCCCUCUGAUUUGUUGGUGAGGGAGCCCGAUAAUCCCUUACUUGAGUUAGUCAAUUUUGCAUAUCUCAAUGUUGUUGCUAAUUUGGAGAACCAUGCAUAUUUUGAACAAAGAGCACUCCUUGCUCCCACUCUUGAAAGUGUUGAAGAGGUUAAUAACUUCAUGAUGUCAAUGAUCCCUGGGGAGGAAACAUAA
Messenger RNA from Lotus japonicus, 513 nucleotides. RefSeq lists its product as uncharacterized. The coding region runs from base 1 to 513 and encodes 170 amino acids. The record is from RefSeq and is a predicted model, not a curated record. Gene Ontology annotation, biological process: DNA repair; telomere maintenance. Gene Ontology annotation, molecular function: DNA helicase activity. The transcript has a single exon. NCBI's taxonomy places the organism in Eukaryota, Viridiplantae, Streptophyta, Magnoliopsida, Fabales, Fabaceae.